This is a messenger RNA of Paraglomus occultum, 672 nucleotides long. NCBI's taxonomy places the organism in Eukaryota, Fungi, Glomeromycota, Glomeromycetes, Paraglomerales, Paraglomeraceae. The record is from the annotation of a GenBank genome assembly.
AUGAAACCCCCCUUAGGAAUUAAAGGUCUAAAUACUCAAGGUAAAGGAGAACUGGUUUAUACUGAUGAAAUUAAAAAGCAUUUUACUGCUAUUUUAGAAGACAUUGAUGACUUAGUUAAUACUGGACAAGUCUACACCCAUAAGGAUGAAUAUCAAGACGACAAUAGCAGCAAUUUCGCACGGCGCAAUACUAUUCUUUAUGGAAUGGCUGGCACAGGAAAGACUGAAUUUCCUCGCCAAUUAGUUUUUGAAAUUGCGGCCAAGCAUCAAUCAGAGAACGAAAAAAAACUAAAUGAAUAUAAUGAAGAUUUAACUAAAAAGCAAGAGCAGUUAAUUAAUGAUCCUGAAAGCGAACAAUUAAAAACCGAAAUUGAAGAACUAAAAAAUCUUAUUCAAGAUUGCGAACAACAAUUAGUCCAAGAGGAAAGUAAAUUAGUACCUGUUUUUCAAAUUGAUGGUUUUCAUUUGCAAACUGCAGGUAAAGCAAUCAAUGAUAAAGGCUUAGAAAGUCAUGAAAAGUUAAUUGCUAUUAUAAAAGAAUUAAAAAAAGAGGCAUUUGGUGAUGCUUAUAGUGAUAAACCUUAUAUAGUUUUCGUGGAAGAAGCUGACCAAGGUACAAAUGUUAUGACAGCAGGUGGCGGAGGCAAAAAAAAUAACUUGUUGGAAGAUUGA